CCGAUUUUUUCAUUCGGUAAACUUUUACCAAAUGGUUCUUACGAUGGGAUUAUGGGUAUGUUUCAACGAAAUGAAACUGACGUCAUUUUGCGAACCGGAGAAUAUAAAUUUCAACAAAAUAAUAUGGUUUAUACCAUGCCCAUUUACAAAACAGGAUAUAAUUUAAUUAUCCGUCCAAAAUUGUAUUACGAUAAUAUGUGGUUAAUAUCAAUGUUUUCACCCAACACUUGGUACUUCAUUAUAUCAAUAUUCGUGAUUCUAAGUCUUUUCGGUUUUUUGGCGCAAAAAAUAACUAUAAUUAAUCCUAAAGAAUAUAAAAAUAAUGUGAAUUUCAACUUAAGUGAUCACAUCUUUCACACAUUUGCUAUAAUGUGUUCGCAAGGUUAUCUUCCAAAAGAUUUCUUCGACAAAUUCAAGAUACUCACUUAUUCGAAGAAUAUUUUCUCUUGGUUAAUUUUCCUAACAUUUAGCUCCAAUUUGAUUUAUCAAAUGACUAAUAGAAAAAUGAUACCACCGUUUUACAAUAUAACACAUUUAUUUCAUAAAACAGAUUAUGUAAUCAUCAGUUUCCUUGGGUCAAUGGUUCACGAUGAAUUCAAGACUCGAAUAAAACAACAUUUUCAAACUAAUCCUAAAUGGAACAAUCGAGUACAAUACGUGGCAAAAAAUCAAGAUUUGUUUACACAAGUUUGUCAAACUGAAGACAAAUAUGCGAUAUUUGUAGUACAAGACAUAUAUAUAGUGUCAAGUAGAUACAUUUGUACUUUAAUUCCUGUAGGAAAGCUUUAUUUUGAAACGUGGAUUACUUUUGGGAUACAAAAACAUCUUCCUUAUAAACGUACGAUCGAUGUGGCGAUCAUAAAAAUGCACGAAGUUGGAUUGAUCGACAAAUUUAAAGAUUCUUGGUUGUUUAUAAAACUUGACAACAAGAUAAAGACUGAAUUUCAAAAGAUCGAUUUCAAUCAAAUAUAUGUAAUAUUUAUCAUUUUAUCGAUAGGAUUUAUAAUAUCCUUAAUAGUACUUGCUAUGGAACAUAUUAUUUUUUAUUAUGAAUCGAAACAAGAUAUGAGAAAAAAACGCUUAGAAUUAUAUUUAAAUAAAGCUUUCACAUAA
Messenger RNA from Polistes dominula (European paper wasp), 1113 nucleotides. RefSeq names its product glutamate receptor ionotropic, kainate glr-3. Gene Ontology annotation, molecular function: ligand-gated monoatomic ion channel activity. Gene Ontology annotation, cellular component: membrane. Lineage: Eukaryota; Metazoa; Arthropoda; Insecta; Hymenoptera; Vespidae. The record is from RefSeq and is a predicted model, not a curated record.